Trichomonas vaginalis G3 is the source of this 768-nucleotide messenger RNA. RefSeq lists its product as uncharacterized. Lineage: Eukaryota; Parabasalia; Trichomonadida; Trichomonadidae. The record is from RefSeq and is a predicted model, not a curated record. The transcript has a single exon. The coding region runs from base 1 to 768 and encodes 255 amino acids.
AUGUCUGCAACAUUAACGGACAAGGAGAAAAAUGAUAUAACAACAAUUCUUGAUCAGGUUGAGUCCAGUGUACAAGAUCCUAACAAACAAUAUCAUUCAUUGCUGAAAAUUGAUGAAGAAUGCCGAGAAAUAUGGCCAUCAUGGAAUGGUAGCUUUUAUACACCAAAUCAUAAAUCAGUAUCAUUCGUAAAAGGAACUACUGCCACAAAAUUACCAAGCUAUACAGAAAUUUCAGAACAAGUUCACGAAGAAAAUAAAACUCAGAAUAAUUUUCGCAAUAAUGACCAAAUUCAAGUCGAAGUUACCACCCAAAAUCCUGAAGCACAACAGUUGGUUAAUGAGGUUGAUAGUAUUAAAGAUGAUCUUACAGAUUUAAUGCAAAAAUUAAGUCAGACAGUUCAUUCACCAGAUCAAGUGCCGCAACUUGUUGGAGCUGAUCCACUUACAGCAUGUGAUAUGAAUGAAAUUUCUAGUGUUGACUUCAAUCAUUCACGAGAUGAUAACCUAUAUGGUCAACUCACAAAACAACAGCAAUUAGCAAUUGUCAUUCAAGUUCAAAGGGAAAUAAUGGCUCAAAAAGAAGCAAAUAGUGCUUUAGAAAAAGAAAUUCAAGAUUUGAAAGUUAAAUAUGUGAAAUCUCAAAAGAGAAUUGUUUUCCUAAGAAACGAGAUUAAAAAGAGUACAAUUGUUCUCCAAGAACUAAAAAGAAGAGAUGAAGAAAAUAAACCUAAUGAUAAUCAGCUUGUUGAUACUUCUCAGAUGUAUUAA